AUGCCGGCUGUGAAGAUUGCACCGAGUGUCCUGGCCUCGGACCUGGGUAACUUGAAUCAUGAGUGUCAACGUAUGAUGGACUGUGGUGCAGACUGGCUCCAUAUGGACAUUAUGGAUGGCCACUUUGUGCCUAACAUCGUCAUGGGUGCCCCCAUUUUGCAGUGCGUCUCGAAGGCGGUGCCCAAGAUCUUUAUGGACUGCCACAUGAUGGUCUCGGAACCACUCAAGUGGAUCAAAGACAUUGCAGCGGCUGGCGGCGCUUCGUACACAUUCCACAUUGAAGCUACAGACGAUCCCCUGGAGGUUGUGCGUCAGAUCAAGGCAGCAGGGAUGCGCGCCUCGGUCGCGAUCAACCCUGGCACGCCAGCCACGGAGAUUUCCGAUGCACUGGCCAAGGCUGUCGAUAUGAUCCUGGUCAUGACGGUAUGGCCCGGUGCAGGUGGCCAGAAAUUCAUCAAGGAGUGCAUGCCCAAGGUAGCCGAGCUCCGCGCGCGGUACCCCGAUCUCGACGUGGAAGUCGAUGGCGGUGUAGCGCCUGCGACGAUUUCGGCGUGUGCGGAUGCGGGUGCCAAUGUUAUUGUGGCCGGCACAGCUGUGUUCCGUGACCCGAAACCGGAUGCCGUGAUUCAGUACUUGCGCGAGCAAUGUGAGCAAGCCCAGGCACGGAUCCGCGAAGAGCGCGAGCGCAUCUUGCGUGGCGAUAAGGUCGAAGGGGCUGGGAUGGUGGGUACGCAGACGUACCUGUCUGGCCCUGCUGAGGCAUGGGUCCACCCACGUGCCUACAUCCAGCCGCCCGCGUCGUCGUAG
This is a messenger RNA of Malassezia pachydermatis, 807 nucleotides long. Its product is annotated as ribulose-5-phosphate 3-epimerase. Lineage: Eukaryota; Fungi; Basidiomycota; Malasseziomycetes; Malasseziales; Malasseziaceae. The record is from RefSeq and is a predicted model, not a curated record. Bases 1 to 807 code for a protein of 268 amino acids. The transcript has 4 exons. Gene Ontology annotation, biological process: carbohydrate metabolic process; pentose-phosphate shunt, non-oxidative branch; pentose-phosphate shunt. Gene Ontology annotation, molecular function: D-ribulose-phosphate 3-epimerase activity; metal ion binding. Gene Ontology annotation, cellular component: cytosol.